AUGUUUGGUGACUCACUCCUCUGCAGUGGAUGGUUCGAACAAUGUCAGCAAGGAAAAUGGCACCGUGUGCAUGCACAAACUGGAAUGAACCCUGCCCUUCGGACCUUUCUGUUUCGCCUUUCUCGACUCGUGCAGUACCCAGUCAAGCUUGUCUUUUGUUACGACGGCAAUCAGCGGCAAAAGAUCAAAAGAGGCCAUCGUGUAUCUACAAAGGACCACUGGAUGGUGGAUCCCACUCAACGUAUUCUGAACAUGUUCAACACACAAUGGAUCAUGGCUGUAGGAGAAGCCGAAGCGCAACUGGGGUUGAUGAACCAUGCAGGAGUCAUCGAUGCUAUCAUGACUGACGACAGUGACGUGUUUGUGUUUGGUGCUCAGACGGUCCUUCGAAACUCAACGUUUUCGACUGAUGCAACCAUCAAGUUGUACACCACCAGUUCCAUCCAGGAACUGGUGGAGCCUCGCCUUACUGGUGAUGCGUUCACAACCAUUCCAAUUUGCUGUGGUGGUGAUUAUGAUAAGAAGGGCCUUCCAGGGUGUGGUCGUGAGACGGCUCUUGGCCUCGUUCGUUGCAUGGACAACAGCACAUUAUGUGAUGCUGUGCGUGGUGACAACUCACCUGAUCAAUCUCUGCAACACUGGCGGGAUGCUGCUUGGUACCACCUCAUGAGUGAUCCCACAGGUCAAAUGGGACGAGCUCACCCUGCCCUUGCCCGCUCCCUCCCAGAUUCGUUUCCUGAUGUGCAUGUCAUAGAUUUGUAUGCGAAACCUGCUGUCACUCCACUCGUGGAACUGCCUGUUCUAUGUUCUCUGGCACCACCUGACCUUGCACCACUGGCCCUGCUUAUCCACAACCUCGUUGGCUGA
Suillus plorans is the source of this 867-nucleotide messenger RNA. Its product is annotated as PIN domain-like protein. The record is from RefSeq and is a predicted model, not a curated record. NCBI's taxonomy places the organism in Eukaryota, Fungi, Basidiomycota, Agaricomycetes, Boletales, Suillaceae. Gene Ontology annotation, molecular function: 5'-flap endonuclease activity. The transcript has 4 exons. Bases 1 to 867 code for a protein of 288 amino acids.